AUGUCCGCCCCUGGACUCUCCGACUUGCGCAAGCUAUCCGAUAUAAUCAGCCAAGCGGUCGAUCAAAUAGAGGGAACUCUGUCUGCUCGCUCACUCGACUUCCCUCCUCUCAAUUCCGUCUACGAAGAAGAAGAAGAGCGAGUUCGCACUCUGCCCGAAGUCGCAAACGCCAUCAUUGCCAUCGUGGCAGCUGCCGAGCAGCUCGCAAUGGUAGCAAGACCACCAGGUCCUACCAUGCUUGACAUGUCUUUUAAGGUCCAUGUGUGUGCCGCUUUAAGGGUGGCUAUGGAGGGUGACGUAGCAGAGUACUUGAGAGAGCACGGUCCCUCUAAUAUCACAUCCAUUGCUAAGCAAAGGAACCUCGACCCUUCCAAACUCGGGCGCAUUCUCCGCACACUCGCGACGCACCAUGUCUUCACAGAAGCGUCUCCAGAUGUGUUCACUAACAACAGACUCUCGAGCACCCUCGAUACAGGCCGUUCCUGCGAGCAACUCGCCGCCGACCCAUCAGCCAAGCUUGUCGGAUUCCCAGCGAUCAUGGGUUUCAUGCUCGACACAUCAUUCAAAGGGAGUGCUUAUAUGCCCGACGUGGUGUUGGACCCUGCUACAUCGCACUCGACAAACCCGGACGACUCUGCGUUUAGUAGGGCCUUCAACUUCAACGGAAGGUUCUGGGAUCUUCUCGAGCUCCCCGGGAACGAACGCCAAAGGGAAAGAUUUGGCGCCGCGAUGCUCGGCAUUGGCGCACUCGCACAUCCAGAUUCGAUCCUUGAAGUCUUUGACUGGUCCUCGUUACCUACUGGAAGUGUAGUAGUCGAUGUAGGAGGUGGAAUCGGGACUCAGAUGGUCCACCUUGCCCGGAAGUUUGAUCACCUGACGUUGGUCUCGCAAGACAGAAAAGCUGUGUGCAUCGACGCGUCAAAGUAUGUGAUGCAGGAGCUCCCGUCAGCUGUGCAGGCGAAUCGACUACAAAUUCAAGCACACGACUUCUUCGAGCCUCAGCCCGUCAAGAAUGCGUCAGUGUUCUACCUUAGGCAGAUCUGUCAUAACUGGCCCGAUGCCUUGGCCGUGAAGAUUCUACAGCGACUUCGAGACGUCGCACAGCCGGAUACGCGACUUGUCUUGCAUGAUUCCAUCAUGCAGCACGUAUGCGCCGAGGAGGGGGUAGACGCUGUCUUCAGCGAACUCUCUUCUGCGCCUCCGGAACCGCUUCUUGGAAACUGGGGGCGCGCCAACUCGGAGAUGUAUGUCAUGGACAUGCUAAUGAUGGCUGAGUGCCACUCCCAAGAGCGUACGUUGCCGCAUUUCCGUGCUCUGCUCGCGAAAGGUGGGUGGAAGAUCGCCAGGGUCAACUAUGGCAGUCGGCCGAUGGCUAUCACGAAUAACUCCAUGAUUGCGAUACCCGAUAUCCCGUAG
This is a messenger RNA of Peniophora sp. CBMAI 1063, 1416 nucleotides long. Lineage: Eukaryota; Fungi; Basidiomycota; Agaricomycetes; Russulales; Peniophoraceae. The record is from the annotation of a GenBank genome assembly.